Messenger RNA from Argiope bruennichi, 2148 nucleotides. Its product is annotated as ubiquitin carboxyl-terminal hydrolase 1-like. Gene Ontology annotation, molecular function: cysteine-type endopeptidase activity; cysteine-type deubiquitinase activity. The transcript is spliced from 8 exons. Bases 324 to 2045 code for a protein of 573 amino acids. The record is from RefSeq and is a predicted model, not a curated record. Gene Ontology annotation, cellular component: nucleus; cytosol. Gene Ontology annotation, biological process: protein deubiquitination. Lineage: Eukaryota; Metazoa; Arthropoda; Arachnida; Araneae; Araneidae.
UAUUUAUUUUUGUGUGUGCGUGCUUGUAGGGACGGAGGGAAGAAACGGCUGGCUGGACUCUAGCAAAAAAAUUUAGAUUCUGAGUCAAUAUAUUUUAUCUGCGCGCGCUGUUUUAAAUUCAUAUGGGCCGUUGCUAAUUGAUUUUGAAUCAAUUAAAAUUGAAGUAUUUUUAAUGUCUUCUGAUUGUUAUUUUAAUCAUGGAAUGUUUAAAAUUAUUCCUAAAGUAGUUACUCUAUUUAUUGAGUGAUGUAUCGUGUUCAACAGAAAUGAUUUUUUGCGCUAUUAAAUUUGAAGAUAGUUGACAGAAGGUUGUUUGAUGAAAAAUGGCAAAAGCUGAAGUGAAUCAAUCAGUUUUUGCAUCAGAUUUGUCAAAUCUGCCUCAUUUAAAUGGACCUCUACCUCCUAAGCGAAGUAGGCUUUCUCUUAGAAGAACUACUCAGUUAUUGCAUAAGCCUUGCUAUAAAGAAGAUGAUAGCACUGAAGCUAAGAAUGAAUUACAAAAACAACAACGAGGGAGUGUUGAUAAAUCAAGUGUUGAAAUGAUUGACUUAACUCAGGAUGAAAAUACAUCACCAAACUGCAUAUCUUCUUUAGAAUUAAAGUCUGCCUCAUCUCAUGAUACUGAAGAAGAAAAUCAAGUCAAAGUGUGGACAUUAGGCUUGCCUAAUUGUGGAAAUACUUGUUUUGUAAAUAGCAUUUUACAAGUUUUAAGGUUUACUCCUGAUUUUUUAAAUUCACUUCAUUCCUUAUUACUAAUACAUCAUCAUUUGUCUAAGAUCUGCACUGAAGAUGUUGAAACAAAAGAACUAAUCUUCUUCAAACAAUUGCAUCUGUUAUAUAUAGCAAUGAAAAGGAAAGAAGCUUUGAUGAAAAUUAACACCGAAAAAGAUUAUUCCACUUUUUUACUGAAACCUGUCAAGUUAGUCAUCGAUAGUUUGAGGGAAGUUUCACUUUUAUUUGAAGAAGGUGAACAGCACGAUGCCCAUGAACUUUUACUUACUACCAUAGCUGCUUUUUCUACAGCAUGCCAAAGUUUAAAGAACUAUAUUAAGAAAGAAGCAGUUGACUUAUUUAUUAAAGAAUCCAGUCCUAUUCCAGAUUCCAAUAGCAAAUCUGAUAUUAAAAGUGUAUCCAGUCCUAAACCCGAUUUAAAAAAAGAGACAACAACUAACUAUGAUACUUCUGCAGGUCAGGAGUUAAAAAAUCAGACUUCAACUUCAAAGCGUCGCAGACCUAAAAUUGUUUCCUUAGACUACUCUGUGUUUGAAAAUUUAAAUUUAGGUUUCGAAGGUAGAAUUCGUCAUGUUGUUCAGUGUUUAGAAUGUGAGAAAAGACUUGAACGUGAAGAAAGUUUUGCUAAUUUAGAAUUAAAUAUUCCUGAGACAGUUGAUAAUGAAGAUGAUUCAGAUCCUGACUCUGAACCAAGAGAUUCAGAUACUGUUGAUUUGUGUGACUGCUUAUCUCAAACAACAAUUCUGUGUGGUGAAAACAAAUAUUUCUGUGAAGACUGUCAGCAUCAUAACGAAGCAAGAAUGAGUUCUGAAGUUAUAAAUCCACCUCCUAUACUUUUACUUCACUUCAGUUGGUCAAGGGCUAAAGAGAUCAGUAGUGCAGAAAAGUCGACAGUUAAAGUAAUGAUUCCAAUGACAUUAAAAACAUCUGAUAAUUCUGAGGUGUUUUGUUGUCCUGACCAAAAUUACAAAUUGUUUGCUAUAGUCCUGCACAUUGGACGCUCUACUGAGGGAGGCCAUUAUGUUUCUUUCAUCAAGGAUGUAUCUCAAGAGGAUGUACAGGAAGAUAGUGAUCAAAAACCAAUGAGGCCGAAGGUGAAACCUGCAAAUCAGUUCCCAUUUGAACCAGAAAAUUGUUGCUCAACCGAAGAAAUUUCUAAUUUUAGUAGGACUACUGCUUUGGCGAAAUGGUUGCUCUUUGAUGAUAGUGUUGUUUUAUCUGUUAUUAUUGAUGAAAACUCAGAAACUUUUCCAUAUUACAAUUACUUAAGUAUUACUGCAUCUCCAUGUAUGAUAUUUUAUCAUAAAACAUAAUCCUUGUUGUUCAUUUAUCGUACCUAACUUAUAACUUUGAACUUUCAGAAUUUAAAUUUUUGUAAUGUCCAUGAAUGCUUCUAUUGAGACUUUUAUUAUUUUA